AUGAAAAAUGCCUUGUCAGGCCAAUCUCUGGUGCUUACACAAUUCCGAAUAUUACUUUUAGAAUUUGUCCUUUUCGUGUCCCGAACUCGAAUUCGGAUAAACCUUGACCUUUCUCUUAUUAGAAUAACCCCUAGAGUUUCAAUUUUGAAUUUAUACCCUAAAAAGCGAAAAUCCGCAAAAAUUUUGCGGACAUUUUUUUGCGGACAAUUUUCUUGCGGACAAUUCUUUUUGCGGACAUUUUUUGCGGACAAUUUUUUUGAUGAAAAUGUUAGUCUGGGGACCAGUAGGCUAGGAAUAUUACCCUUUUUAAUCUCAAAAAAAUUUUUUUAUUACAGUCCCUCAUCUCCAACACCUUCCAUUUCUUGUGAAACGUGUACUCAACUUAGCCAAUUGGAAGUGGAAGCUUUUGCGGCCGUUGGGGAAGUUGCCACGUUUGUCAAAUCGAUUAGCGUUUCGGAAAUUUUGACACGUACUCCUGAAUUGUUGUUUCUCAAUUUGGUGACGUUGGAAAAUGAAUCUUAUUGCAUUGAGUUGACACAAAAAGGAUGGCGAAUUUGUUCGGAUCGACUUGACUGUAUGUAUGGAGAUUUUCGAAAGUUGGAAAUGCAUAUCAAUUAUUACGAAACAAUUUAUUCACUUCUCGAUUCACUUUCCAAACUUUAUCGUGACCAAUUUAGCAGUUCAUUGGCUUCAAAAUUGGGUAAAUUACAAGAAGAACGGACCUCAAAAAUGACUGAACGGACGACUUUGACUUCUGAAAGGGAGGAAGAAAAGACUGACAGGGAGGAGAAAAGUGAAGAUUAUGACGAGGAUGAGGUUUAUAUGGCACAUGUUAGAGGGGAGAAGUUAAAUGUUGAUGAAAAGCCUAAUAUUGAGGAUUAGCUUGAGAAGUGAAAUUUGAAAGAAAUUUUGAGGGGAGGUUUGAUAAUUUAAUUUUUUUGUUUUUGUGUCGUUAUUUUGGCUCUAGACUGGUUUAUGAGUCCCUUGAAUUUUUACAAGUCCACUAAAAAUGUUUGUGAGUCCAAUAAAUGUCCAUGCCCUUCCAUGUCCUUUUUGGAAGUCCAUGGAGGUCCACCACAGGGUCCAGAACUUCUACGAGUCCCUUGAAUAUUUAUGGGUCCAAUAAAAGUGGUUUUGAGUCGAAUCAAUGCCCUUUCUCUUCCAUGUCAUCUUUGAAAGUCUAAGGAAGUCCACUCCCAGUUCCAUAACCAAAAGAUUUUUCAGUUUGAGGAUCCAGUGGAGGUCCAUACCCCAAGUCAGUAACCUGAAAUUUUUUCAAAAGGGGAUCAUUUUUGAAAGCCAUCCAUGUCCUCUUUGGACGUCUAAUUGUAAGGAGUUCCACAAAAAGCUACAAAAAAAAUUUUCAGAUGGGGUGGGAAAAAAAGUAAAUUUUCAUUUG
This is a messenger RNA of Meloidogyne enterolobii, 1399 nucleotides long. The record is from the annotation of a GenBank genome assembly. Lineage: Eukaryota; Metazoa; Nematoda; Chromadorea; Rhabditida; Meloidogynidae.